Molecule: messenger RNA, 1353 nt
Organism: Chironomus riparius
Lineage: Eukaryota; Metazoa; Arthropoda; Insecta; Diptera; Chironomidae
Source: the annotation of a GenBank genome assembly
AUGGCUCUACUGUCAAUUUUGUUUUAUGUGAUUCUGGCUGUUCUGACUGGAGUCUACUUGUUUUUCAAGAGGCAGUUCUCAUUUUUUGAGAGACAUAACAUUCCUCAUUUAAAACCAAACAUUCCAUUUGGAAAUAUGAAAGAUGUAGCCAAAACUGUUCACAUGUUGGAUAGAUUGCAAGAAAUUUUUGAUACGCUUAAAAAACGAGGCAAAGUUAUUGGAUUUUAUAAUCUAACGGAUCCUGUUUAUUUGAUUACUGAUAUCGAAGUUAUCAAGCAUAUCGCGAUCAAAGAUUUUAACAAUUUCAUGAAUCGAGGAGUCUUCGUCAAUGAAGAAGAGGAGCCACUUACUGGGCAUUUGUUUGGACUUGAGGAUGAACGUUGGCAUUUCCUUCGUAAUAAGCUCAGUCCAGUAUUUACAUCUGGAAAGCUUAAACACAUGUAUUUGACUAUUAACGACUUAGGAAAGAACUUAGUCGAUAGAUUAGAUAGAAUGGGAAAGAAUAACGAAACUGUUGAAGCUAAAAGUGUUGCAAAUCGAUUUACUGUUGAUAUCAUUAGUUCAGUUGCCUUUGGUAUGGAUGCAAAUACUUUAAAUGAUCAACAUCAAGAUUUAUUAGAUAUUUUCAAGGAAAUUUUUGGUGCUGAAGGCCCGAGUUUAUUUUACUUCUUUUUCCUUUUUGCUUUCCCGAAUUUGUCUAAAAGGCUGCACCUCCGUCAGUUUAGUAAAAGAAUUUGUGACUUCUUCAUGGAUGUUGUAGCAACAAAUAUUAAAUAUCGUGAAGAUAAUAAUGACAAUCGGAAUGACUUUUUGAAUAUGUUGAUCCAAUUGAAGAACAAAGGAUCAAUCGAUGGAGAAAUUUCAACAGAAACUAAGAAAUUGACUCUUAAUGAGAUCCUAGCUCAAGCUUUCUUAUUCUUCUUUGCCGGUUCUGAUACUUCAAGUACCACAAUUUCAUUUGCAUUAACUGAAUUAGCUUUUAAUCAAGAUGCGCAAGAAAAAUUAAGAGCUGAGCUUGUUGAGAAGACAAAAAAUACAAACGGUGAAAUUUCUUAUGAUCUUUUGCACGAAUUGACUUACUUGAAUCAAGUUGUGAAUGAAUCCCUUCGCAUGCAUCCACCUGCACCAUUUGCUAUUAGAAAAGCUAAGGAAGAUUAUAAAGUCCCAGACACAAACGUCAUAAUUAAAAAGAACACAACUGUAUGGAUUCCAUUGCAAUGCUUCCAUUAUGACGAUCGUUACUGGAAUAAUCCUUCCAAAUUCGACCCAGAAAGAUUUACGACCGAAGAAGUUGCGAAAAGACCUCUUUGCUAUUUUCCAUUCGGUGAAGGACCCAGAAAUUGUAAAUAUUAA